This is a messenger RNA of Perkinsus marinus ATCC 50983, 538 nucleotides long. RefSeq lists its product as hypothetical. The transcript is spliced from 4 exons. Lineage: Eukaryota; Perkinsozoa; Perkinsida; Perkinsidae. The record is from RefSeq and is a predicted model, not a curated record. The annotation marks the transcript as partial.
GGACGUUGCCAGUGUCGUGCGCACCCAGAAUAAAGGCCGAAACGCCUAUCUCUUGUUGUUGCACUUUGAAAAGGACGGUGUUUUCGAAGAGGUUAGGAGCAAGAAUCCCGACUUGCAGUACACAGAUGACGCGGUAUGGAUAGGUUUUACUAAGAGCCGCCGUGACUCGUACAUUAUUCUCGACGACUGGUUUCGGAAGAAGAAGGAUAUCAAAGCGGUGGACCCGAGAGUUUAUCGUCAGUGGUUGGAUACUCGGGAGGAGGUGGAACCAGAGCCGAAGCCGAAAUCAAGUAAGUCUUCCAUUCCGACCACACCCUUGAGCGGAGCUAGUAUGGUCAACCACCAUCCGUCUAUUACCUUCGACUCCUUCAAGAAAGCGGAGGAAUUAGGGAAGCAGGCCGCACAGCUUGACGGCGAUACUGGGGUGAGGCCGCAGGCUUGGAUAUUCAAUAAUGCCUUCACCGGGGAUCGAACCUGUGCCCUGAUCGUCUCCAUUUUUAGACUCCAGCCAGUGGACGGCGGAAGCGUAAUUCAGUGA